ACAAACACAAUUUAUUCAUUUCAUUUGCCUAAGGAACCAACGUUGAGUCAUUGACGUUGAAGCCUUAGGUUCCUAUGGAACCCCCGUCAACCUCGGAAAAUUUCUAACUAAACCCCUUUUUCUGCUCUUUUGUUGCGAUUUUCCCGUGUUAUUAUUCUUCCCAUAACCUAAUAUUAGAAGCUUCCUAUAUGCAGCAGACUUAUCUACCAUCAAACAUUCACCUACGAUAUCCUACAUGUCCUGUUUCCAUUGCUAGCUAUUAAAGGAUAUUUUCUAAUCCUCCUCUUUUCCUUUUUGGAAACAUUGUUUUAUGCACUGAAUUCAUCUUCAAAUUUGGAACAACUCCACUACCUCUUGAUUCAUGAUUGUAGUUAUCGAUACUACACCAACAAAGUCUUAUCCCACUAGGAAUAGCUAAUAAAUUGGCAAGGUUUGGAAGAUGCAACAGCAGCAGCAGAAUUAUGAUGAGAAGCUGAACCAAAUGGAGGAGCAGAUGAGAAAAGUUGAGCGUGAGAGAGGUCGAGCCUUCAAUGAUCUCAAGCAAAUGAAAAGGGUUGCUGAGGAGACUAAUGUCAUGGUUGAUAAAUCAUUAGCCUCCAAGAGAUUAAUUUCAAACCCACGUAUAAUAGAGCAACAAUUAAUGGGUAUUAAAGACAGCAACAAGGAAUCAUCAAAUUCAAAGCAACGUUGUUUGUCCGAGAAAGAUGCUUUGUUGGACAGCAUGAGGAACGAGAUGGAUAGUCUUCGAUCAUCCGAGGAUAAUGCAACGGCCUUGUUGUCUGACUAUAAAAGGAGAAUCCAAGAAUUGGAGGCUGAACUGGACAAGCGAAGAGAAUCAGAAGCAAAUUUGUUUGACACAUUGGUAAUGCAAACAAAGCAGCUGGAGCAGAAUAAGAUUUUGCUUGAAGAGUCAAAGCUGGAGAUCACUUCUCUUGAAGAAAAAUUAAAGCCACUUCAAGUAAUAAGCGCCACCCAAACCCCUGGGACGGAUGAUUAUGGGUUUACCACAAAAGAAAGUGUAGAAGAGAAUAUGGAAAUUGAAGCUGAGCUAGAAAAAGAGCUGUUGGGUGACGAGGAGGAACUAACCAAGGAGGAGGCCAAAACCAUGCUUGAAGAACUGAACAUGCUUAAAAAUGAAUUGAAGUCAGCAACUGAGGCAGAAGAGAACAGUAAGAAGGCCAUGGAUGAUUUGGCAUUUGCAUUGAAAGAAGUGGCAACAGAAGCCAACCAAGUGAAGGCAAAACUGACCUUAAGCCAAGUAGAACUAGAGCAAACCAAAUGUGAUGCAGAGCGUUGGAGAGCAAUGUUAGGAACCACAGAAGAGAGGUACAAGGAGAUUCUAGAAACAACAAGGAAAGCAUCUGAAAGGUACAAAAACACAGCCGAGAGGUUAAGAUUGGAAGCUGAAGAGUUCCUUUCUGCAUGGAAUGACAAGGAAACCGAGUUUGUGAAUUGCAUUAGAAGAGCCGAAGAGGAAAGGUUGCUUGCGACACAAGAAAGCACCAGAGUCCUUGAUUUGUUCAAGGAGGCAGAGAACAAGACAAGGGUUUCAAAGGAAGAGAAUCAAAAGUUGCGAGAUAUACUCAAACAAGCCUUGAAUGAAUCCAAUGUUGCUAAAGAAGCUGCUGAGAUUGCAAAGGCUGAAAAUGCUAGACUUCAAGAUAGUCUCAACCUACUAUUCCAUGAGAAUGAGAUGCUGAAAAUCCACGAAGCUGCUUCAUUUGAAAACAUUAGAGAGUUGAAACGCAUGCUAUCAGAAUCAUCAAUGAAGGAGUUCAAAAAUGAGGAUAUUAUGGAGAAGCCAUCUACAAAAGAUCAAGGUAGCAAAGAUCAGGAUAAUAGUAAUAACAAUAAGGAAUCAGGGAGAAAAGCAAAGGCACAUAAUAACUCAAUAGAUCACAAGGAUUCUAAGAGUAUGAACAAAACUUUUAGUUUUAAUCUAAAGGAAAUGAUAACGCCACAUAACCAUAAACAGCAGCAACACAUAAGCAAAGUUGGGGGGAAUAAUGAAGAGGUCAAUAACAAUAACAAAGACAUUGAUAAUGAUGACACAUUAAGGGGUUCGAUUUUUGAUGAAGUGGAUUCAUCAUCGGAUUCAGAAUCUUGUCCUGAUGUAGACAUGGGAAUCCCUGAUGAUUUUGAUCAUCUUGAUGAGUCACAUUUUGAUGAUCCUCAGAGUGAUAGCAACUCGAGGAAACGAAGAGCUUUGCUGAGAAGAUUUGGAGACCUUAUACGGAGAAGAGGUUACCAUAAUCACCGAAAGGAACCAUCCAACGAGGAACAUUUACAAACGUGACAUAUAUAUAAAAAAGUCCCUAGCUAUAAGGAUUCAUAAUUCAUACGUUAAUUUAUUAGACUGAUGUUGUGUUUAUAAUGUUUUGCUUUGCAAUUGUUAAUUUAGACUCAAGUUUUAUACGCCUAUUUUGAGAACCA
This is a messenger RNA of Glycine soja, 2433 nucleotides long. Its product is annotated as flagellar attachment zone protein 1-like. Lineage: Eukaryota; Viridiplantae; Streptophyta; Magnoliopsida; Fabales; Fabaceae. The transcript has 3 exons. The coding region runs from base 440 to 2296 and encodes 618 amino acids. The record is from RefSeq and is a predicted model, not a curated record.